CCCACUCAAGUCGGCAGUCGACCCAACUGAAUUGAACUGAAAUCGUGAUCUGUGUUCUCCGGAGUGAACUGCAUUUCAUGCACAUUAUCAUUGGCGCAGCAACUUGUUUUCAAAGUCAUUCCGUGUCGGCGGCCAGUCGCUAAACAAAUUGUGCAUUUUUAAAGACUGCCAAUUGCCAGUGCGAAUCACAGACACUUUAUGACAUAUUUUUUUGGAUUUUCUGGAGCUUCCUGACACUGCGUGCAUCAGCUGCAUACGUAAACCCAAGGAAACAGUUCACAAGAAAAGGGAAAACGAAGCACACGGCCAAUAUGCAAAUGGAAAAGCACACCAUUCUGAUUCUCCUGCUGCUGGCACUGAUUCUUUGCGCCGAUUCUUCGCAAGCCGCCCGUCGCCUGCGGAAGAAGCCCAAGGUCUACAACGCCCUCAUCACCACCGACGACAACCUGACCUCCAGUCGCGCCUACCCGGUCAUCCAGCCCACCAUCCACGAGCCGGGCUACGCCCCCUUCGGACCCUUCAAUCCCUACGGCUUCUACAGUCCUCCGAUCGUGAGGUUCGGCCAGCCGAUUGUGCCCGGACUGGCGCCCAACGAGAGGCUCCCGUACCCACUGCCAGCCGCCGCCCAGUAUCCCGCUGGCUAUGCUCCCUAUGAGCCCCAACAGCCCGUGGAGACGCCAGUGGAGCAGCAGCCCCAGCCGGCGUCGCCACCGGGAGCCGUGGAGCGACAGGAGAUGCCCAAGGAGCAGUUGCCCCUGCCACUCAAUCAGCACGGACUGCCGCCCAUGCUGAUUCCCCUACCCUCCCAGUUCAGAGGACAGCCCAUGCACCUGCCCCCCUACCCGUACAGCCAGUACCCAGUGGUCUACGAUCAGGCGGGCUUCAUCAGGCAGAACUACCUGCCGCCGUACGACUACUACCCCACCCAGGGCUAUCCCGUGCGGGGAGCCACCUUGCCGCGCGAGGAGCAGGAGCAGCCACUUAAUCCCAACCAGAGUGGAGUUCAGCCACAGCCAGAGCCGCAGCCACAGCCACUUCCGCUGGAGAAUCUGGAGCCGGCGCAGCCCAGCUUCGAGGACAUUCGCAACGGAUCGGAGAGCAAAAACAGCGCGGUGCCGGAUGUUCCACCUCCGCCAAUACCCUCCGGACCCAAGCGUCCACGUCCCGCGGAACCGGAACUGGAACCUAAAGCGGAAGCGGACAACUGAUUGGAAGCCAAGUGAGGCCGGUUGCCCCGAUUGCACACACGUAUUUAUUACCAUUUCGCUUAGGCAUAAUAUCGAUUCGAUUGUACAAUGUCGCCCUA
Messenger RNA from Drosophila teissieri, 1306 nucleotides. RefSeq names its product vegetative cell wall protein gp1. Bases 312 to 1208 code for a protein of 298 amino acids. NCBI's taxonomy places the organism in Eukaryota, Metazoa, Arthropoda, Insecta, Diptera, Drosophilidae. The transcript has 3 exons. The record is from RefSeq and is a predicted model, not a curated record.